Tetranychus urticae (two-spotted spider mite) is the source of this 3936-nucleotide messenger RNA. Its product is annotated as nuclear exosome regulator NRDE2. Gene Ontology annotation, molecular function: protein binding. Gene Ontology annotation, biological process: regulatory ncRNA-mediated heterochromatin formation; negative regulation of RNA catabolic process. Gene Ontology annotation, cellular component: catalytic step 2 spliceosome. Lineage: Eukaryota; Metazoa; Arthropoda; Arachnida; Trombidiformes; Tetranychidae. The record is from RefSeq and is a predicted model, not a curated record.
UAACUGCAGAUGUCAAUAAAAAAAUCAUAUGUUCAGUUUUUAACUCAGUUUUUAAGUCCAGUUAUUAACUAAUUGACUGUUUGUUUGAAUUUAUUCUUUGAUUAUAAUUUUACCAUGUUCCCAUCAGCAUCUAAUCUUGGUUAUGAUUGGGAUUCGAAACCUUCAAACACUGACUGGCUUAGUAACCAAAGUUUUCAAGUCCCGGUGGAAACCAUAGCUGAUGAUGAUGAAGCUAAGCGACUUAAGGAUCAAAAACCAACAACUGUGAAUAUAAGCGAAGAUAGUGCUUCUGACAGUGGAGAUACUGACAUCGAGUUGAUUGGGGAGGUUCAAGUUGAAAGUGACAAGUCUAAAAAGAAGAAGAAAAAGAAGAAAAAAUCCCGAGACGCUUCUAAAAAAGUCAAGAAAGAUAAACAUUCUAAACAUCGUUCCGAAGAGAGAGAAAGGACGGAAUGGGGGCCAAAAAAAUCGAAAGAAAAAAAGGCUGAUAGUUACAUCAACAAAGUCUUCCUCGAAGAGGUUGGAUUGCCUCCGGAAAAAGCUUUUCAGCAAGAUCCAAGACCAGAUCGAAACAAUCUUGCUUUUGAAAGUGUUUACAACUUACUUGUUCCAUCAUACGACAAGAAAAAAUGCUUUAAAAGUAAAAGACUUCGCCAGACUUUGAAUAAAGCUAAACAGAGAUCAACUAGAUAUUUUGAUUCAAAGAUGGUUCAAGAUGAAAAUUGUGAGGCAAUCACUGUGACUAAGAAAGAUGAAAUCUUCAUUUUGCCUGAAUAUUUACAGAUUUCUGAACCAGCAUUUAAAGUUAUCUCAAAAGAUUCUCAUAACUUGGGAGACAGUUUGAAGGAUGUUCACGAUCAAGCAACUGCCCUAUACAUUAAAGCGCAAGAUCCAAAGAAAAACUUACACGUUUCUUCCGAAGACGAAUUCAGAUUAUCAAGCAGUCAAUGGACGGUACAAAACAAGACUAAAGAAUUCAAUGAAUAUCUUCGCUUGCAUCCUAACGAUAUUGAAAGAUGGUUCAAAUUUCUUCAAUUCCAAGAAGACUCAUUUAUCUGGUCAUCUUCAUCGAAAUGUACAAAAUCUCGCGAGACGGUAUUGGCUGAGAAAAAACUGAGUAUAGUUGACAAAGCUCUUGAAUUUAAUCCUAAAUGUAUGCGACUUAAAUUGGAAAGAUUGAAUCUUAUGAGAUUCAUAGCAACACCUAAUGAACUUGACAAGGAAUGGAAAAAAAUGACAUUUAAUCAUCCAAAUAAUCCAACCAUUUGGAAAAAUUAUUUCAUAUUUCUUCAGACACACAUCUCACACUUCUCUGUACCCAAACUAAACCGAGCUUUCCUUAAAUGUUUCGAAAUCUUCAAUAGCAUGUUGGAAGGAACUUUUCAAACUCAUCAAAUGACUGAAAAUCUUGAAACUGAAAUCGUUAAAACUAUGUUUCAUUACACAACUUUCCUUUCUCAAGCUGGUUAUCAAGAAAAGGCAAUAGCUAUAUGGCAAGUCCUCAUCGAAUUUAAUUUAUUCACUCCAGAGUUUUUAACUUAUGACCAACCAUUAUCUGAGUGGAAGGCCAUACUUGAACCUUUUUGGGAUUCAGGUUGCUCAAGAUUCGGUGAAUUAGAUGCUAAAGGUUGGAAAAAUGUGAUGAAAAACAAAUUGCUCAACCAAGGGCCAUCGAGAAAACCGAUUGAUGAAUUAGAGGAUCCAUUGUUGGAAAAAUAUUUCAAUAAUCAAGCUAAACUUUGGGUUGAGAUUGAAACCCUUCGAGAGAAAUAUUAUUGGCUUCCAGUAAAAGGUCCUGAUGCUGAUCAAGCUGAUGAUACAGAACGUAACGUUCUUAUUGAUGAUUUGGCAAAGAUAUUAUUUCGAUUCAGAGAGGAUGGAACUAAAUAUCUAUUAAUUUUACAUUUUCUUAAAUUUCUUGGAGCAAUCGAUGCAAGUGAUAUCAUGGACUCGAUAUUUUUAAUAGAUGAUUCUUUGAUCAUUAAUCCUAUCCAAAGCUUAUUCAAUCUACGUUUGAAUGCUUUCGAUGAUGACUUUACCACGUUUCGUGACCAAGUUUUCAUCCAAUCGAUAGCUCAAUUUAAAGAAACUCCUCACGAAAAGCAAUUAAUUUUAUGGAGAUUAAAAUUUCUUAUUGGUCAAGUUGAUGUCACUUUGAAGUAUAAAGGAGUAAAGAAAAUAAUCAAAGAUUACUUAAAGAUUGAAAUUUAUCGAAAUGAUCUGGAUUUGUGGGAUUUAUUGACAACGCUUGAAGUGAAGCGAGGUGAACACAAAGAAGCCUGUCUCAUUUAUGAAACUGCCAUUGAUUUGUUCACAGGAAGAAUCGAUUCUCGUCGUUUAUUCAAAUUUGUCUCCAAUUAUUGUCAACUUUUAUUUGAUGUAAAAGAUCUCUGCUCUCAAAAUUUGUCAUACGAAGGAUCCAGCUGGCGCGAAACUGAGAACCAAGCCUUAAAGAUGAUUUCAAGUGUUACAUUGGGUAAAAAGCUUGAAAAUUACGCACCCAUCUUUGCUUUGAAAGCGUCCAAGAUUUUGGAUAUAAUGGCAGAGAUAGUUGAUGAAUUUACAUCCAAUAUCUUAUUUUGCCAUUUGUUAGUUUAUUUAAUUGUUAAUGAUUCCAGCCUAGCCUUCGAUGAGUGUGAAGCGCUACUCAGAGCUAAUGAUCAAUCUAAGUCAAGAAAAUUGGAUUUAUUCACAAUUCACCUUCAACUUUUGAUAAUUGAUAUUAAAAGGACUAUCAAAUCAAUAUCAUCAUUGCGAGAUGUAUGUAAAAGAGCAUUGGAACAAUUCCCAAAUCAUAAACCUUUCCUUUCAUUGUUCAUCAAUAUCGAAUCCAGUAUUGCUAUUCCUAUAGCAGUUGAUAGAUUCUUCACCGAUCUAAUUCGCAAAAGUGAAUCAAGUGAUUUAGUUAUUUGGAUAUUCAAAUUGCAUUUCGAGUUAAAGAGAUUAAAUAUCAUAAAAGAUUCUAGUGCAGGCAGUCAAGCCUGUGAUGGUAUAAUUAGACGAAUCAAUGGUUUAUUUGAAAGAUGCUUGUCAUUUCCUUGUAACCAAGGUAUCAUUGUUUUAUGGAGAACCUUCAUGAAAUUCAAUGCUGACCAUGGAAAUAUGAAGAAAGCUGAAUCUAUCGUUUACAGAGCCAUUCAAAACUGUCCCUGGUCUAAGAUAUUGUUUCUUGAUGCUAUUGACACCUUUCCUCAUCUUUUAACUGAUUUGCUUACCAUUAUGUCCGAGAAAGAAAUAAGGUUAAGAGCUCCUAUCGAAGAGAUUGACCUUCUACUAAAAGGUCGAAGUGUUGAGGCUGACAACUCAGAUCAACAACAAUCAAUGGAUGCCGAGCCAGCAUGAUUAAUAAGCAAGAAUGGUUAUUAAGUAAAUUUUGUUAUUUGGACAAAUUAUGCUGCAGAAUCUUGAAGUUAGCAAAUGAUUGGAUUGUCAGUUGAUUAUUGUGACAGGAGCAGAAAGGACCAAUAAAGAUACAUGUUAUGUGAAUGGUUAUGAACGCUCUGUUUAAUCACAUUUAUAUAUUUUACUUCCAUAUUUCAAGAUCUCAUUUCAAAAUCAGGCGAUUGUUCUUGACAAUAUUCAAUCCAUCCAUCUUCACCUUCAGAAAUCAUCUGUCCAUCACCACAUGUCAAAUCUUAUUUGGUUUACUACUUUGUUUACUAUUUUCCUUCUCUCUCUCCAUGUCAAAACAUAUUGAGAGUGAGCUCAGUCAUUGUUAUUGUGAAUGUGAACAAAAAUACUGAAUACAGGUAACAUUACAACUGUUACUCCAUUUCAACCAGUUAAACUUGUUGCUUAACUUAUCUCAACCUCAUGUUAUUAAGCUGUUGAAUUGAAUAUAAUGGAUACGUGUUUCUAUUUAUAUCAUUUUUACCAACUUUGUUAAACUUAAAUUUAUAACUUUAAUCGUUUGUAAUUAAACAAUUCGUUCAAUUA